Molecule: messenger RNA, 662 nt
Organism: Cylicocyclus nassatus
Lineage: Eukaryota; Metazoa; Nematoda; Chromadorea; Rhabditida; Strongylidae
Source: the annotation of a GenBank genome assembly
UCGGGGUGAUCGAUCAGAUAGUCGAUAAUUCCCUCUGCUGGGCCUGAUGCAUACCGUUCUGUAUCUCUUUCAAUUCUUCCUCACAUUUACACUUAUCUUUUGCUUCGAUGAUUUCGAAGAUGAGGAGGAAUAUUUGACGGCACUUCCAUCGUCAUCGCUAAGCCCCCAGGAAACGUGCGAUUUAUGUCAAGUGGCGCUUCGCACUGUGUUUGGCCAUUUUGGGGCCAACAUCCCGAGCAGGAGAAAACUGGUCCAUCAACUCAAGCACGAGUGCAAACGACACUUCAAUUACAGAAGACGUUGCCUCAUUCUGAUGAAGAUAAACUACAACAUGAUAUAUCAUGAGAUGACCGGCGGCUCUUUCAAACCUAUGCAAGCUUGUCUUGCAAUGAAGGAAUGUCAGCCGCAAGAUUCGCCUAUAUCGCCACAGUUCAGCGACCUGUCCAACCAACCCGAGGCGUUCGCUCUUACCGCGCUUUCUGAUGAUAAUUACGACUCUUCGGAUGACUAAUACUACUUUCGUAUAUUCAAAGACUAUUGUGAUAAUCAUCACCUCUAUGAUUCAGCUUUUUGCAUUCAACUGCUUGAGCCUCCGGUCAAUAUGUGUACCACUGUAACACGGGUGUACUGUCUUUAGAAUUUAUAAAUACAUCAAACGAAAG